Molecule: messenger RNA, 1210 nt
Organism: Neocloeon triangulifer
Lineage: Eukaryota; Metazoa; Arthropoda; Insecta; Ephemeroptera; Baetidae
Product: ribosome biogenesis regulatory protein homolog
Exons: 5
Coding region: 80-1132 (350 amino acids)
Biological process (GO): ribosomal large subunit export from nucleus; ribosomal large subunit biogenesis; ribosome biogenesis
Cellular component (GO): preribosome, large subunit precursor; nucleus; nucleolus
Molecular function (GO): protein binding
Source: RefSeq, a predicted model, not a curated record
GGCGUCCAUGAUGAUUUUUUCACGUGGUUUUGUUGCCAAUGCUUGUUGAAGUUGCGGCAUAGCAGAAUUUUUCACGAAAAUGGAUAUUUUAGAGGAAAUUUUGGAUAAAGAGGCAAAGAAAAAUGAAAAAUACAAGGCUACGGACGUCACGAAAAAUGUUGAGCUGGAAUUCGACAUCGGAAACCUUUUGGCCACGGACACAAAUGAACUGGACCUGAAGCAACUAAAGUCAAGUAAAGAAGACUAUUUGAAAAUUUUGGCCCGAGACAACACGCAGCUGCUGUUGAACAAAAUUUGGGAAUUGCCUCUUGAGAGACGCGAAGAAAUUGUAGUUGCCCAAUUGCCUGUCGGAACAACAAGAUUGCCCAGGGAGAAACCUUGCCCUAAACCAAGGCCCCUGACCAAAUGGCAAGAGUACGCGCUAGAAAAGGGAAUCAAGAAGAAGAAGAAGACCAAUCUUGUGUGGGACGACAUGGUUCAGAAAUGGGUUCCACGAUUUGGAUAUCGCAAAGCAGAAUUGGAGAAACAAAAGGACUGGGUGCUGGAGGUGCCUGGGAACGCUGAUCCCAUGGAGGACCAGUUUGCGAAGAAGGCCGAGAAGAAGAAGGAAAAGGUUUCCAAGAACGAAUUUCAGAGGUUGAGGAACAUUGCCAAGGCCAAGAACAUCAAAGUUCCCAAGGAAGGAUUGCCCCCUGUUGAAAAACCCUCAUCUGCCCUGUUAACGACUGCCACUGAUGUCGCGAGAGUUUCCACCGCUUCGUUAGGAAAAUUCCAACCUAAGCUGCCAAAAGAAAAGGCGAUCAAACAAAAUGCUAUUGUUCAAAAGAGGGCCAAGAGAGAUCAUUCAAAAAUCAGUUCGAAUGACGAAAAGACGUCUCAGCUGAAAAUUAUCGAAGGAAUCUUAGGAAAGAAACCCAAGCUAGAUCUGGAGAAGGCACUCGGCAGACACGUAGAGCAACAAGAUGCUUCUGAUGAACGUAAACCCAAGAAGGCAAAGGGAGGCAAAAAGGGUAGGAAAAAGAGCAUUCCCAGCAAGGCCAGGAAGGGAGGAAAAGUGAGCAAAGCUAGAGUUGGAAAGGUCGACACCAGGAAAAGUAAGGGAGGAAUUGGUGGUGGCAGGAAGAGGAGGUAGACGUAUAAAGUUGAUAUACUCAUAAAUCAUGAUUAUAAUAAAACAAAUAAAAGAAGAAUUGUUUAUUAAAUCAAAAUU